CAAUUUUAUUCAUUGAUUGAGAAUACUCGUUCCAUUGUUGAAGCUCGCUAUAUCGUGCUCAUUUGCAUCUCUAGCUACUGCGCAGCUUUCUUUGUUUUCAACGCCCACUAUCAAGUCUCGACCCGGCAGCCCAGCUAUAUUCAGACGCAGCGCGCAAACGUCUAAUUAUCGGCACCAUGUCUGAGGGACGUCACGAAAGAAGACCCUCCGUUGGAGCCCCGGUUUCGGAUCUUAAAGGACCAAUUGGCCCUGGAUUCAGUCGGCCUAAGCACAAACGCAACUACACUGGCUUUGGGAAGGCAGAGAUCAGGAGUGUUGAAGCCAGUAUCCCUGAAGCAUUAAGAGAGGCAUGGAGGAAACAUUCUGUAUCUGGUUUUACAAACAAAGAAGAAUUCGAGCAUGAACUCGUACGCCACGUCGAAACCACGCUGGCACGCUCGCUGUACAAUUGUGAUGAACUUGCUGCAUACUCUGGAACUGCUCUGGCUUUCCGAGACCGGUUGAUCAUUGAAUGGAACAAAACCCAACAGAGGCAAACUUUAAACGACCAGAAACGGGUCUACUAUCUGUCACUCGAAUUCCUGAUGGGCAGAACCCUCGAUAACGCGAUGCUCAAUGUAGGCAUGAAGGACGUUGCGAGAGAGGGUCUGAGCGAUCUGGGUUUCCGUAUUGAGGACGUGGUUAGCCAGGAGCACGACGCCGCCCUUGGUAAUGGUGGUCUGGGACGUCUGGCAGCAUGCCUUCUCGACAGCCUCGCAACUCUCAACUACCCUGCCUGGGGUUAUGGACUGCGUUAUAGAUACGGAAUCUUCAAGCAGGAGAUUGUAGACGGAUACCAAGUUGAAAUUCCUGAUUACUGGCUUGAUUUCAAUCCAUGGGAGUUUCCUCGACAUGAGAUUACCGUCGACAUCCAAUUCUACGGCUGGGUGAGGACCUAUGAGGAUGAGAACGGGAAGACUGUGCACUCAUGGCAGGACGGUGAAACGGUGCAAGCUGUGGCGUAUGAUGUCCCAAUUCCAGGAUACGGCACGCGUACCACAAAUAAUCUACGUCUUUGGUCAAGCAAAGCAGCUAGCGGCGAAUUCGACUUUCAGAAGUUCAAUGCCGGUGACUAUGAAAGUGCAGUAGCAGAUCAGCAACGCGCUGAAACAAUUUCCGCCGUCCUUUACCCGAAUGAUAAUCUGGACAGGGGCAAAGAGCUGCGGCUAAAGCAACAGUACUUUUGGUGCGCAGCCUCCCUUCACGACAUUGUAAGAAGGUUUAAGAAGACAGGUCGUCCAUGGAGCGAGUUCUCGGAUCAGGUUGCCAUUCAGCUCAAUGAUACUCAUCCAACAUUGGCUAUUGUCGAACUGCAUCGCAUCCUCAUUGAUAUUGAAGGCCUUGAUUGGGAUGUAUCCUGGGAGAUCGUGACCAACACAUUCGGCUACACUAACCAUACCGUCUUACCAGAAGCUCUCGAGAAGUGGUCGGUGCCCCUACUGCAAAACCUCCUUCCACGUCACAUGCAACUCAUCUUCGAGAUCAACCUGUACUUCUUGCAAUUCGUGGAGAAGAAAUUUCCCGAUGACCGCGAGAUUCUCUCGAGAGUGUCUAUAAUUGAGGAGUCUCAUCCGAAGAUGGUCAGAAUGGCCCAUGUUGCGGUCAUUGGCUCCCACAAAGUCAACGGCGUCGCCGAGUUGCACUCGGACCUUAUCCAGUCCACUAUAUUCAGAGAUUUUGUCGCGAUCUACGGCCCAGACAAGUUUACGAAUGUCACCAACGGGGUAACCCCACGCCGCUGGCUCCAUCAGGCAAACCCUAGGCUGUCCGACCUAAUUGCCUCCAAGCUUGGAGGCUACGAUUUCUUGACCGACCUAACUCUCCUAGACCAGCUAGAAGAUUACGCAGACGAUAAGGAUUUCCAGAGAGAAUGGGUAGAGAUCAAGACCUCGAACAAGCUCCGGCUUGCUAAGCACAUCAAGGAAACGACCGGAUAUAGUGUGAACCCAAACUCUCUGUUCGACGUCCAGGUGAAACGCAUCCACGAGUACAAACGCCAACAACUCAACAUCUUUGGUGUCAUCAACCGCUACCUGAAGAUAAAGUCCAUGUCUGGUGAGGAGAAGAAGAAGGUCCAGCCUCGCGUCUCCAUCUUCGGCGGCAAAGCGGCCCCAGGUUACUGGAUGGCUAAAACAAUAAUCCACCUCAUAAACGAGGUUUCAGUAGUUGUUAACAAUGAUCCAGAUGUUGGAGAUCUUCUGAAAGUUAUCUUCAUCGAAGACUACAAUGUCAGCAAGGCGGAGAUCAUAUGCCCGGCCUCCGACAUCAGCGAGCACAUCUCUACGGCUGGCACCGAGGCAAGCGGCACAAGUAACAUGAAAUUCGUCCUCAAUGGAGGUCUCAUCAUUGGCACCUGCGAUGGAGCUAACAUCGAAAUUACCCGCGAAAUCGGCGAACAAAACAUCUUUCUCUUUGGAAAUCUCGCCGAAGACGUUGAAGAAAUCCGGCACAAACAUAUGUACAGCGGCUUCACUCUCGAUCCGCAACUCGCCCGUGUUUUUGAUGCUAUUCGCUCCGGCACAUUCGGCGAAGCGUCGCACUACUCUGCUCUUCUCGCUUCCAUUGCCGAGCAUGGCGACUACUAUCUUGUCUCGGACGACUUCAAUUCGUACAUCAAGACGCAGGAGAUGGUAGACGAGGCGUUCAAGGAUCGCGAGGAGUGGGUAAGCAAGAGCAUAACCAGCGUAGCGAGGAUGGGGUUCUUCUCCACGGAUCGAGUUAUCAAUGAGUAUGCGGAGAGUAUCUGGAAUAUUGAGCCGUUGCCUGUUAGGGAUUAACUUCUCCCCGGGCUGGGAUUGCUGAUAAUCGGGUGGGCCUUGUAUGAUUUUCUGAAUUUCGUUCUGACCCAUAUGAUCUGCGGGCCGGCUUAAUGUGAGUACUAUUGUCUGGCUCUUCGCGGGUCUUCAGAGCUGUUACAUCUUUAUCCAUUGAGCAGUCACCAGAGUUAUAGCUUUGGUAGAACUAGCUUACAAGAGGCAGUUGAGCCCUUGUUCCAGGAAGUUGUGCUUCAGAUACAG
This is a messenger RNA of Aspergillus nidulans FGSC A4, 3056 nucleotides long. RefSeq names its product glycogen phosphorylase (gene glpV). The record is from RefSeq and is a predicted model, not a curated record. Lineage: Eukaryota; Fungi; Ascomycota; Eurotiomycetes; Eurotiales; Aspergillaceae. Bases 177 to 2816 code for a protein of 879 amino acids. The transcript has 8 exons. Gene Ontology annotation, biological process: carbohydrate metabolic process; glycogen metabolic process. Gene Ontology annotation, molecular function: 1,4-alpha-oligoglucan phosphorylase activity; pyridoxal phosphate binding; glycogen phosphorylase activity.